Molecule: messenger RNA, 1163 nt
Organism: Schistosoma margrebowiei
Lineage: Eukaryota; Metazoa; Platyhelminthes; Trematoda; Strigeidida; Schistosomatidae
Source: the annotation of a GenBank genome assembly
CGAACCAGAUUUCAGACACGAUUUGUACAUUGAGGGCGCAUAUUUUAAAUGGUGACCUAGUCCGGCCAUAUAGCUGCAAGCACUCUCACUGAUUGAAUAUCUUUAUUAUUAAAUAGGUAUGUUACCAUCAAAUGACUUAUUGCAACUGACGGAUGAGGAUGUAAAAACAUUAAAGAAGUGCAGACAAAUCUCAUUUUGGAGAGGCAGUCUCCCAUUCUCCAUUGGUGCUCUUUUAGCUGUUAGUGCUGCUGAUAAAUAUGGAUGGUUUUCAAAGCGUAAGAUGUUUCGUUUACCAUCUUACUUUUUUGGAGUUACCAUUGGUUAUUUCGUUGGGCAGUUCAGUUGCGUAGGAGAAUGUAGACGUAUGUUUCUCCAGCUUAACAAUAGUCGAAUCAAAGAUCAGAUUCUUAGAAUGGAAACUCCCGGAACAUUUCAACCUACUCCUGAUUCACCUAUAAUUGUAAAUACACCUGUAGAAAAACAUCCACCUAUGAAUUAUGAACAACGUAGACAGUUUUAUAAUAAACAACGUGAACAAUCUACAUCUCCGUACUCUAGUUUCAAACCACCGACAACGAUUGAAGAAGAGGAUACAACAUCCGAUAAAACAAACUCAAGUCUAUCGUACUUUGAUAAUGAUAGACCAAUUAGUUCAUUUUAUUAUGAUAAUGAUGUCUAUCGACCUCCAGAGGAAUAAUUUGGUAACAUAAAGAGAAAUAUGUAUUUUGUGAAACAUACUGUUGUACGAAUAGUAAUAUAUUUAGUUUCUCUUAUUUGAUUUUUUUUAGAUUUCACUUCAUAUUCGGAGAUAUUUUUGAUUAGUAGCAUAUAUACAGAUAAUAAUUAAUUUAUCUAUUCAUUCAUCCACUCAAUUAUCCCUGUUCAGUGCAGAUUUCAUAACUAAUUGUAAAUACACGUUUUGUGCGGAGUUUAUUUGUUAAUAUGAUAAAAUUAAAGGGUCUGUACCGAUUUUUGUUUCUAGGAGGUGUUACUCUUACUGAGACUUAUUUGUUAAGUUUUUGUUUGAGAAUUAACACUAAAACUUGAGAAGCUGUACCUUGAUCUUUUCAGUACGUUUAUUAAUGAAGUUAAAUUUACUUUACCGUUACGUGGCAACAGUCCACAAAGACAAUGACUGUUGAGCUGAGUCGUGUAAAUGGGUG